AGUAUUGAUUAAAUCCUGGCUGAGUGAUAGCAUGUCCAGUUGGAAUCCCAGUAAGCGAGUCAGUGAUUUUGUUGAUCGUUGCCAUUGAGAUGUUUAAUCGUCGGGCCAAUGUAUGUCAGCAUGUAGUCAAGCCGCUGGUUGAAAGUUGGCAUUUUUUUAAUUGCAGAGACGGAAAAGACUUACUAGUGGACAGCGAGCGCUCUACUACCGGUGGCUCGAAAAAAAAACAUAAAGGACGAGACCGUGUGAGAGGAAAAAAAAAAGCUCCUUAUCGUUGUGAAACAUGCGCGGAAAAUUUUGAGACAGAGUUAGAUUUACUGGCCCACCAUACGACGAUUGACGACAUCAGCUGUUGUCACUCCGAGACACCUAGAGCUUCUAGACGCAGAUCUCAUCGUAGAUCGAGGGGUCACAGUUCCAAGUCUGACACAAAUGACAGCGAUGGCAAACAGUCAAGGCCGUCGACUCCAGUCAAGAAUCACCAGCUCAAGUGCUUCGACUGCCAGAAGACGUUUAAAAAAAAAAAGUAUUUGAAAGUCCACAUGGCUCUGCACGGUAGCCCUCACGUGUGUCAUAUAUGCGGUGCUAAAAAAACCUCCGAGUACGAUUUGAACAUUCACGUGCGGCGACACAACAAAGAGUUCACUGAAUUUUGUCCCGUUUGCAAAAAAGGUUUUUAUCUUAAGGCCAAUUUGAAAAAUCACAUGAGUAGACACACCAGUGUAAAACCUUUCGAGUGCGACGUGUGUAAAAAACCUUUUGGAAAUCAGAUUUAUCUGAAAAGUCACAUGAGGAUCCACUCUCAGCCGGAUACUAGGAAAAAAUACACCUGCAGUAUUUGCGAGUUUGAAACCUUCUACAGCUACUGCUUCAAAGAGCACAUGUGGACCCAUACAGGAGAGGGCCAGUUGCCUUGUCAGUACUGCGGGAAACUGAUUCGCCGCGACUACAUGAAAAUUCAUAUUAGAAUUCAUACCGGGGAAAAACCGGAGGUGUGUGAAUUCUGCGGGAGAACUUUCGCUUCCAGAAGAUAUCUUGUGAAACAUCGUCGCAUUCACACGGGGGAGAAACCUUACAAGUGUCAUCGUUGCGACAGAGCUUUUACUCAACGCGGUACACUCACUAGUCAUCUUCGCACUCAUCGAACUCCUCCUCCUUUGCCAUAAUUAUUAUUAUUAUUAAUUAUAAAUUUAUUUUUAAUUUUUAUUAUAAAACUUUCUAGUCCGAGUACCUUCUUGUCAACUAGCUCCGUAAUCUCUUUUCAGUAUUAAUUAAAAAUUUAUCAGUAUUUAUUAUUGAUUUAUAAAACAGUGGAAUUUAUUUUAAUUAAAUGUUUUUUAUUACGAAUUAAAAAAAUAUAUUUAAAGUACUUUAAAUGUGUAUAAUUAUUGCCU
Molecule: messenger RNA, 1394 nt
Organism: Microplitis demolitor
Lineage: Eukaryota; Metazoa; Arthropoda; Insecta; Hymenoptera; Braconidae
Product: gastrula zinc finger protein XlCGF8.2DB
Exons: 1
Coding region: 90-1166 (358 amino acids)
Biological process (GO): regulation of transcription by RNA polymerase II
Cellular component (GO): nucleus
Molecular function (GO): RNA polymerase II transcription regulatory region sequence-specific DNA binding; DNA-binding transcription factor activity, RNA polymerase II-specific
Source: RefSeq, a predicted model, not a curated record